Messenger RNA from Fundulus heteroclitus (mummichog), 1759 nucleotides. RefSeq names its product heterogeneous nuclear ribonucleoprotein A0. The coding region runs from base 79 to 984 and encodes 301 amino acids. Lineage: Eukaryota; Metazoa; Chordata; Actinopteri; Cyprinodontiformes; Fundulidae. The record is from RefSeq and is a predicted model, not a curated record. The transcript has a single exon. Gene Ontology annotation, molecular function: RNA binding.
CUCCGCCAUCUUAAGAUCAACGUAUUGUUGAGUCUACGCAGUGUUUCUCCGGCUCGCCGUUUUCCUCCAUCUUUAAAAAUGAGUGACCAGCUCUGUAAGCUGUUCGUGGGUGGGCUGAACGUGGACACCGACGAUGAUGGCCUGCGCAAGCAUUUCGAGCAGUACGGCACCCUGACCGACUGCGUGGUCGUCGUGAACAAGCAGCUGCAGCGCUCCCGCUGCUUCGGCUUUGUUACCUACUCCACGCCGGAGGAGGCCGACGCCGCCAUGGCGGCAAGGCCGCACACCGUCGACGGCAACGCGGUGGAGGUGAAGCGAGCGGUGGCCCGAGAGGACGCGAACAAGCCCGAAGCUCUGGCUAAAGUGAAGAAAAUCUUCAUCGGCGGGCUGAAGGACGACAUCGAAGAGCAGCAUCUGACCGAUUACUUCUCGCAGUACGGGCAGGUGGAGAAGUCCGAAGUCAUCUCCGAGAAGGAGACGGGCAAGAAGAGGGGCUUCGGCUUCGUGUACUUCACCGACCACGACUCGGCCGACAAGGCGGUGGUGGUGAAGUUUCACACCGUCAAUGGACACAAAGUGGAGGUGAAGAAGGCCCUGACGAAGCAGGAGAUGCAGGCGGCGAACAGAAACACAAUGGCGCCGAGGGGCAGGCCGGGCCGCGGCAUGCGGGGGAAUCAAAAUGGCUACGGAGGCAGGGAUUAUGGCGGAAGCUACAGCUACGGAAAUGGCGGCGGUGGCGGCGGCUACAACGGUGGCGGCUACGGAGGGUACGGUGCGCCGUACGGAGGCGGCUACGGCGACCAGGGCAGCGGCUACGGUGGCGGCAACGGCUACAGCGACUUUGGCAGCGGCUACGGCCAGCAGAGCUCCGGCUACGGGCCCAUGAAAGGGCCGCCAUUCGGGGGCCAGAGGAGCGCCGCUCCCUACACCAGAGGCGGCGGCGGCGGAUACCCCAGGGGGGGCUACGGCGGCGGCGGCUACUAAAAGGCGACACCGACACGUCCCCCACCCCCCGCCACGCGUUCCUCCCCGCCAUUUGGACGCGAAACUCUGCCACUAAUGGGACGCCCGCCGUGAAUCCCAUCCGUGGCAGAGGCCCCUCCCCCACCUGAAAGCCCGAACAGGUAGGAAGGUCACCCCCCAGAACACCUGCUUACACCGAACAGCGGCUCUUGCUGUUCACCUAGGACGCAUAAUUGAUGAUUCACGCGUUCAGUGCUCCCCUUUUUUAUGUGCCCACGCCACCAGCGAGGUUGUCUUUAUAGAGUUGAAAUAUUAUUUUUUUUUAAUUUGCGUUCAGUCGUUGUUUGAAAAAAAAAAAAAAGAAAAGACACAUGAUGUAGGAUUAUUUUUUCCUCAGAAGUUCUAUUUGCAUUUUAAGCAUUUCGAUUCGAUUUUGUUGAACUUAGUGGAAAAUUUAGUGUAUUUUCUUUUCAAUGUGAGGAUGAGAAAGCAUGUUUUAUUUUUGUUGGUUUUCAUAGAUGUCAUUCUUACACUUUUGUAUGAUUCUUUUUUCCUUUUUUUUUCUGGGCCAUCCAAAAAAAAAAAGAAACGUUACUACUGCAGGACUCUAGAUUCCCCUCCCCAUAAUGUACUUAUGUACUCCAGCAUAUUAAUAGUCUCAGUCUAAAUAUUGUUCAUUUUUUCCAUUAUCUGUAGCAAUAUCUAUUGUAUAUUGUAUACUUUCAUGUGUUGAGAACAAACCUUACUGUUGGUAUGCUCCUGUAUGUUCAUUUUAAAUAAAACGUUAUACCACUUA